GGAAAAGGAGGGGCUUUGCCAAUGAGCUUACAGGUGGGCGUGGUCGGUAGCAGCCAAUGGGGCAUCGGCUCGCCUCUCCCCCACCGGUCUUCCCGCAGAUGACUGGUGGAUCAGUCUGACCGUGAGACCGCUCGAAAGCACACUCAGCAGGCAUAAGAUGCCUCGGCCGUGCAGGGAAUCGUACGGAGACCAGAAGCCGCCUUACUCGUAUAUUUCGUUGACGGCGAUGGCUAUCUGGAGCUCGCCGGAUAAGAUGCUGCCCCUGGCCGACAUCUACCGCUUCAUCAGCGACAGGUUCCCCUACUAUCGCCGCAACACCCAGAGGUGGCAGAACUCUCUCCGUCACAACCUCUCCUUCAACGACUGCUUCGUCAAGAUCCCGAGACGACCUGACAGGCCCGGUAAGGGAGCGUACUGGACAUUACAUCCUGCGGCCCUUGACAUGUUCGAGAAUGGUUCCUUGCUGCGACGAAGGAAGCGGUUCAAGUUGCUCAAGUCAGACAAGGAUCGACUAGAACACGAACUGGCUGCCCUUGCUAAUCUUCAACGACCGACGACAGAACGUCCUAGUUACGACCCGGCGGCUCCUGUACCCUGUGGAGUUCAACGCACUUCGCCACAGAGCCCCACCGUCGAACAGCCUCGGCCUAAGAGAUCCUUCGACAUCGAGAGCCUCAUUUCACCAGAACCGGUACCUUCGAGGGCAGUUGGAACAUCUUGCUACCCUGCGACCGUUUACCAGCCUCCUCCCCUCCAACCUCAGCAUUUCUAUCCACCGCCCUACAGGCCCUUCCUCACCGUAUGACCUUCUACUUACCGCCAUCCUUAGUGACCAUAGGGCUGUGUAGCCGUUCAACUGUUUCGGUGUCUUGCAGCGAUUCUCGAAAACUCCUUAUAUUAUUUAUUCAAUUUCGAAUCGUAACUACUCAUGUAAAAGAACCCUAUUUUCGAUUAUGAGUACGAAAUGACGUUUAGUCGUUAUUUAUUUCAACUAUAAUAAUGCUCUUACGGUUAGUUGUAUAAAGUGAUUUAACUGAGUAAAAAUGUCGGUCCGAGUUGAUUUAAUUUUUGUUCACUAUUACAUGUGGUGUAAUUGAAACAGUAUUUUCACUGCUGCUUUCAUACAUAAGGUCGAAAGCAAUUGAUUGGACACAUCAAUGUCACUAGGCUCGAAGUAUAUUAUUAAAAGGUUUGUAUAAAUGUAAAAAUUAAAGUCACUAUAAAUUAUAAAAUCCUAUUAAAUGGGAUUAAAAAGUCGUGUAUGUUAAAAUGAAGUUGCUAAAUAGUUGGGAAUAACUGAUGGCGGUAAAUAGGUAAACAAUUGGAAAUGUACGGACUGGACCGGCGGAGAUCUCAUUUGGAACAAGUUGCGGUGGCUGUGAUUGAUGCUCCUUGCAACAACCGCUCCUUGUAGAUUAAACAGGUAUACGAUUCUAUAUGUCUAAUUAGUAUACGUUCCUAGUUUAUUUAUGACUCCUUUCAACCAUUAACCGGUUAUAAAUAAAUAUCUUCACUUUUAAAAAGAGUGCUUGAAGCAAUCAUAUUUUUAUUGUCAUUUAGAGUUGUUAAAAAUGUGUAUACACUUUUUGUGAAGGAUAUAAAUGUCAUAUUUUGACAAAACAUUAUUAAAAUUAUUCUGUCCCAUGAUUAUCUAAUAAAUUUAGAUGAAAUUUAAUAAUAAUUUUAUGUUUUAUCUCGAUUGUGAUAUAAAUAUAUAUUCUUACAUAUAGGGGUAUGUGUGUGUGUGUAUUCAUUCACAUACGCGUAGACAUACAUGAUGUAUAUGUAUGUACACAUAUAUGUUUGUAUAAAGAUUUAAAUUGUUUUUUGUAUAGUAUAGAUAUAUAAUUUGUUUGAAUAUUUUGUAGAUAUGUGAUGUAUGUUCAUUUAAAGUUCCUUAGCACUGAAGGGCAGAUUUAUAG
Nezara viridula (southern green stink bug) is the source of this 1922-nucleotide messenger RNA. NCBI's taxonomy places the organism in Eukaryota, Metazoa, Arthropoda, Insecta, Hemiptera, Pentatomidae. The record is from the annotation of a GenBank genome assembly.